This is a messenger RNA of Leptinotarsa decemlineata (Colorado potato beetle), 762 nucleotides long. RefSeq names its product protein O-mannosyl-transferase TMTC1. Gene Ontology annotation, molecular function: protein binding. Lineage: Eukaryota; Metazoa; Arthropoda; Insecta; Coleoptera; Chrysomelidae. The record is from RefSeq and is a predicted model, not a curated record.
AUGAUAUCUGAAGGUACCUACGUAGUAGGUUUUGCUAAAAGCCAGUACCAGGACUAUGCUAAAAUCGGCCGAGUAGAUCAGCUAUAUACUGGUUUCGUGCUCUCAUCAGUGCAGAAAAGAUCAGACACAAGCAGCAAUGUGCCUGGACUUUGGCCAACAUAUGCGAGUGCUCACAAUAAUUUAGGAAUUCUAUUGAGCGACGCUUCGGAAGCCGAAGGUCAUUUUUUAGCUGCCAUUCGUUACUCAGAAGAACACGUUAAUGCCCAUUUCAAUUUGGGACAACUUUACAGGAAAAAUAAUAAGUCUUCUGAAUCGGAAGAAAUGUUGAUGAAAUGUAUAAGACUGGAUCCUAAAUUUACCCCUGCUUAUGUGGAACUUACAAAACUCCGGGGACCAGAUGAUCAGAAAAUCAAUGAACUACUGAGAAAUGCUAUAGAUGUGAACCCAUCAGAUCCAUAUUUUGGUACCAAUUUGGGAAAGUGGUUAACUAGAUUAGGAAGCUACCACAAAGCACUUCACUACUUCUGGGAAACAUUGAAAAUGAGUCCUUCCCAUCAAGAAGCUGUAGCUGGAGCAGCAAAACUUCUCCGUAAGUUUGGUCAAAAAUCAAGACUGUUUCAGUUACAAACACGAUGGCAGACCAUAAGGAGAGGUAGAAUAGGAGAACUUCCGCAGACUACACAUAUAUUAUAUUUGCAUGAAUGGCACCUCAAGAUUGAAUUGAGGACCAGGGCGAAACUUUAUGAUAACAAAUUUCUUCUU